GAGGUGGAGCCGGGGAUGUAACUUUCACUGACAUCGCGGCGUGUAGUCUUUUAUGAGGGUUGGAUGUCCCGUUUUCUUGUGCACAUUGGCGACUGUACCUCUGUAUAUUUGUAGCACCAAGGGGCCCGCGGGAGCAUGCUACUUAAGGCCGGUUGCAGGCUGCUCCCUGCAGUUGUUAUUCCCCGUUUACCCGGCAUGGAUGUGGCUUUUCGAGCUCUUGUCCGAGUCUCCUCCACUACUGGGAGAUGGGCGCCCCCGAGCGGACAUGACACGGGAAUCCGAGUGUAUAACAGCUUGACAAGAAGGAAGGAGCCGCUCAUACUGCCUAACCCAUCACUGGCAACAUGGUAUAGCUGUGGGCCAACUGUGUAUGACCAGUCACAUCUUGGGCAUGCUUGCUCUUAUGUUAGAUUUGACAUCAUUCGUAGGAUCCUUACCAAAGUUUUUGGAAUUGAUGUUGUCAUGGUGAUGGUAAUCACAGACAUCGAUGAUAAAAUUAUCAAGAGAGCCAAUGAGCUCAGUAUGUCCCCAGUGGCUUUAGCUCGUUCUUAUGAACAUGACUUUAAACAAGAUAUGAUGUCAUUGAAGCAGAAAGUGAUAAGCGACACAUAAGGGAUUUUGCCUUGUGGAAAGCAUGCAAACCAUCAGAGCCUUUCUGGACAUCUCCUUGGGGUAAAGGAAGGCCAGGCUGGCAUAUUGAGUGCUCCACUGUUGCAAGCUUAGUGUUCGGCAGUCAUCUUGACAUCCAUUCAGGGGGAAUUGAUCUGUCGUUUCCUCAUCAUGAAAAUGAAAUUGCUCAAUGUGAGGCGUAUCAUCAGUGUAAACAGUGGGGGAAUUAUUUUCUUCAUACAGGCCAUUUACAUUUGAAAGGAAAUGAAGAAAAGAUGUCAAAGUCUUUAAAAAACUAUAUCACAGUUAAGGAUUUUUUAAAGUCCUUCUCCACUGAGCAGUUCAGGAUGUAUUGUUUACGCUCUAAAUAUAGAUCAGCUGUGGAGUACAGCAGAGAAUCGAUGCAAGAUGCUACAAGCACUCUACAGAUAAUCUCUUCUUUUAUUAAUGAUGCACAAGCCUAUAUAAGAGGUCAGCUGACUUGUCAACCUAUACAAGAAGACAUACUGUGGCAAAGGUUGAAUGAAACAAAAGUAAACGUUAAGGCUGCAUUUGCUGAUGACUUUGACACCCCACGAGCUGUUGAUGCCGUUAUGGACCUGAUUUACCAUGGCAACAGACAGCUUAAGGCUGUUUCCAAGGAUACACAUUCUUCUCGCAGUCCUUUGGUUUAUGGUGCCAUGGUCUCUUAUGUUGAGCAAUUCUUGGACACCCUGGGAGUCUCUUUGGGACACAAACAGAUUGCCACAGAAAACAUGAGUUCAGCUAUACUAAAUAAAGUGAUUGAAGAACUGGUGGACUUUAGACGUAAUGUGCGAAAUUAUGCGCUUGUUAAACCAGACAGUAAUGCUGAGAUCGGAGAGGAAGGUACAAUGUCCAAAGAAGAAAAGCAACAACACCAAGAGAAGAGGAAACAGAUGAUGAAGGAAAGAGAGCAUCUUUUACAAAUCUGUGAUAUAUUACGGCAGGAUCUUGCUGGCUGUGGUAUAAAUAUUAAGGACCGAGGAACUUCUUCAACAUGGGAACUACUUGAUCACAAGGAAAAAACUUAAUAUGGAAAAACUCUGCUAUAUCUUAUUUAUAAUAUACAAUGUAUCUGAACUUUUUUUUGUUUUACACAAAACAAAUAUAAAUAAGAAUUAUGUUUUAAUUAAAAAAACAACAACAAAAAAA
Messenger RNA from Bombina bombina (fire-bellied toad), 1782 nucleotides. RefSeq names its product cysteinyl-tRNA synthetase 2, mitochondrial (gene CARS2). Gene Ontology annotation, molecular function: cysteine-tRNA ligase activity; ATP binding. Lineage: Eukaryota; Metazoa; Chordata; Amphibia; Anura; Bombinatoridae. The record is from RefSeq and is a predicted model, not a curated record. Gene Ontology annotation, cellular component: cytoplasm. Gene Ontology annotation, biological process: cysteinyl-tRNA aminoacylation.